Molecule: messenger RNA, 926 nt
Organism: Sinocyclocheilus rhinocerous
Lineage: Eukaryota; Metazoa; Chordata; Actinopteri; Cypriniformes; Cyprinidae
Product: phenylserine dehydratase-like
Exons: 3
Coding region: 73-636 (187 amino acids)
Biological process (GO): L-threonine catabolic process; L-serine catabolic process
Molecular function (GO): threonine deaminase activity; L-serine ammonia-lyase activity
Source: RefSeq, a predicted model, not a curated record
UUACCCUUAAAGCAUGUAUAUUAGUACCUUAAAGGUACAUAGUAGUAUCUCUUUUUUUUUUUUUGGCUGAGAAUGCAUGAUAAAUUUAACUUAUGCAUCAGUAAUGGAAUGUAUUAUAAUUGGUUCACUCAUCCCAGUGUCUUUUGGAAUGGUAGCUUAGGUUUUGAGAUCCUGGAAGUUGUACCCUAUCCAGAUGUUGUGGUUGUUUGCUGUGGUGGAGGAGGGUUACUUGCUGGUGUGGCAGCUGCCAUCAAACUGUCUGGUUGUGAGAACACUAAGAUCUAUGGAGUGGAACCAGAAGGAGCAUGUACAAUGUACAAGAGCUUCAUUGAGAAGAAGCCUGUUGGUAUGGAUGCUAAAAGCAUUGCUUCAGGGCUAGCGCCACCAUUUGCAGGUUCUUUGCCAUAUGAGCUGUGUCAGAAGUAUGUGGAGAACAUUGUGCUGGUGACCGAUGAGGAGAUCAAAUCUGCAGUUGCCAUACUUUAUAGGGCUGGACUCGUGCUUGAACCUUCAGGAACUGCGGCUUUCGCUGCCGUCACGAAUGACAAAAUCCCAGAUAUCAAUGACAAGAAUGUGGUGGUCAUCCUCAGCGGUGGAAACAUUGGCAAAGAUGAGCUUAGCAACUUUCCUGACUAAGUUAAAGGCUUAUUUAGAUAAUAAUCACAAUAAAUAAUGUUUCUAAGGCAUAUAUGGGCUGUGAAGUUCCAUAAAAUAAUUGUAUGGAAAAGAGCAGCAUAAAUGAUGGCAGAUUCAUGUUUGCGAUAACAACUACAUUUUGCCAAGUCGUUUAUGGAUUUAUAUCUAUUUACUCACAAUCUCUUGUUUUUAUGAUGAAUUGCAUUCAUAUUUUAAGUGCAAAACACUAAAAUGAUAAUGUAUCCUUUUUAGAAGUGAAAAUACUGUGAAUAAAUAAAGUUACGAAACAU